AUGUUCUUAGCAUUGCUCGACCUCUGCAUCCUCUCCUUUGUCUCCGCCCUCAUCCUCCUCUCCCUCCUCUCCCUUUGCUUCAUCUUCCACCUCCGUCUCAAAUCCAAGUCCCUCCUCCACCUCCAAGAUUUUAACUCCCUCUGGACCGUCCGCUUCCUCCUCGUCCUCUUCAUCUUCUUCUGGGCCUUAUCCCAGCUCCUCCUUCCCCUCCGCCUCUUCUCCUUCCUCUCCCCUAUCCCCCUCCCCCGGCAGGCCGAACUCUGUCGCCUCCACAUCGUCCUCUCCCUCGGCUUCUUCCAGCCUGCCUUCCUCGUCACCCUCCUCUUCCUCCUCAACGCCUCCAUUCGCAAGAAGACACCUAACGAUUCCUGGGCCAUCUCCUUCGUCCUCCUCACCUGCCUUCCCAUCUCCCUCGUCCACCUCCUCUUCAUCCUUCUCAGGCCGUACGAGCUCCGCUUGCCCCUCUCUUUCCAUCAGACUUCCGUCGUUCGGACCAUUGACGACUCCGGCAUCGAGACGGUGCUCUGUGCUUACCCCUUGUUGAAUAGCAUUGUGUUUGCCGCUUUUGGGGUUUCCUACGGCCUGUGGUUCUUGUGCUCCACGUGGAAGGUGCUGUCGCUGGUGAUUAAUAAGGGCCUGAGGAUUCGGAUUUACGGGCUGGCGUUCGCCGUUCUGGGGUCCCUGACGGUGCAGAUUGUGUUUCUCGGAGUGAUGGCGCUGUGGAACCCCGACGAGGAUUUGUACUCCGUGGCGACACUGGUGGUGUUCUUGAGCGCGCUUUGCUCUGCUACGGCGGGGGAGGGCAUCUUGGUGAUCAAGCCGAUUUCCGACGCAUUGGACGCCGGAGGGAAGUGUUGCCAGAUUCCCAGUGAGGGCGGCCAGUCAAGGAGGUCAACGGCGGGCGUGGGAUCGACUUCUGUGUAG
Messenger RNA from Neltuma alba, 924 nucleotides. RefSeq lists its product as uncharacterized. The record is from RefSeq and is a predicted model, not a curated record. The transcript has a single exon. Bases 1 to 924 code for a protein of 307 amino acids. NCBI's taxonomy places the organism in Eukaryota, Viridiplantae, Streptophyta, Magnoliopsida, Fabales, Fabaceae.